Aspergillus versicolor CBS 583.65 is the source of this 719-nucleotide messenger RNA. RefSeq lists its product as uncharacterized. The coding region runs from base 59 to 520 and encodes 153 amino acids. NCBI's taxonomy places the organism in Eukaryota, Fungi, Ascomycota, Eurotiomycetes, Eurotiales, Aspergillaceae. The record is from RefSeq and is a predicted model, not a curated record. The transcript has a single exon.
UCAGUAUCAGUGUUCUUUAUAUUAACUACUUGUACUACAAGAUACUGCACAACCAAUCAUGCCUGCUACACACGGCAGAGUUAGGAACGGUCCCUAUGGUGGAAUGGGAGGCGAAUACUACAAUGCGGAACACGAUGAACAUAAAAUCCGCAGAGUAGACGCCUGGGGACGAAGCUACAGAGGAUACGAUGUUCUGAACGGAUUCCAGUUCACCUACGACGACGGCCACAAGGGCCCACUUGUCGGCCACGAGAACCCCAACGAUCAUAAAGACUUCACGUUCGAGGACGGCGAAAAGAUAGAUCGCAUGACUGUCUAUGCUGGUUUUGACGAAGGCUUUGUCAACGGCUUUGACUUCCAUACAAAUUACAAUCAUGACUUUACGGUUGCUGGAAAGGAGGGUAAGGUAAACCAUCUCCCACACCUUGGAAAUGGUGAAUGGAUUGGAGCGGAGGGCAGGGACCCUAUUCAUGGCGCCGCGGAGGUUGUGGAUAAUAUCGACAUUUGGUUCAAGGCUUAAGGCCUCAUUAUUCACAGGGAUAUGGCCGUGGCCUACGUGGAACGUUCCUUGAUAUAUUUUGUGUUCUCGUCUAUAUACUCUUGUUUCCCCAAGGUGUCAGUUAACUGCAAAAGCUACAAGAAUGAAUGCGCACCGCUGCAACGGCGAUUUCUAGUGAGCCAGUAUUUGUUCCGACGUUGAAUAUUACUACAUUAUCGCC